Oryza brachyantha (malo sina) is the source of this 1112-nucleotide messenger RNA. RefSeq names its product transcription factor ILI5. The coding region runs from base 213 to 479 and encodes 88 amino acids. Gene Ontology annotation, molecular function: protein dimerization activity. The transcript has 2 exons. NCBI's taxonomy places the organism in Eukaryota, Viridiplantae, Streptophyta, Magnoliopsida, Poales, Poaceae. The record is from RefSeq and is a predicted model, not a curated record. Gene Ontology annotation, biological process: regulation of DNA-templated transcription; regulation of growth.
CCAUCCAGCUAGCUAUCGCAGAUCGAGCGAACCUUGAACACAAGCGCCAUCUUAUUCCUCUCCGCUCUCGGCCGCAGCCAGCUGCGAGCGUGCGAAGACUCUCUCGAGGUCGGCCACACACGCUCCGGCCAACUCCUCGCCGGCGCCUGGCUACGCCAAUCGAGGCCGAAGAGAUUGUACUGUUCGUAGCGGAGGCUAGCUAGCUGUUGACUAUGUCGAGCAGAAGGUCGUCGCGUGGCUCCAUCUCAGAGGAGGAGAUCAACGAGCUCAUCUCCAAGCUCCAGUCGCUGCUCCCCAACUCUCGCCGACGCGGCUCCAGCCAGGCGUCGACGACGAAGCUGCUGAAGGAGACGUGCAACUACAUCAAGAGUCUCCACCGGGAGGUGGACGACCUCAGCGACCGGCUGUCCGACCUCAUGUCCACCAUGGAUCACAACAGCCCGGGCGCGGAGAUCAUCCGCAGCAUCCUCCGCUCCUGAUCGGCAAGCAGCAGCAGAGCCGGCCGGCCGGCCUAUGUAGACGACGAGCUAUAGGCCAGGGCGCCAGGCAACGUCGCGGCGUCAAUUAAUCAAGCGUACGUCCGGCCGGCGCCAUUCUCCGGCCACCAGAGAGCGUUUAGCUAGGGUAUAUAUACCAUAUAAAUAUAUUUAUGUAUCUCCACGUACCCUCCCAAAUGUACUACGAGCCACUCGAUCCCACGCUUACACACGCGUGUAUCUCUCGAUCCCUCUAAGCUUCACUCGAAGUAGGGCAUUAGCACUUAAUUAGGGGCCUAAGCUGAGGCUUAUCCUCGCUUUAGCUCUCGUCUUCAUCGCUUGAUGUGUCCUCUCCCUCUCCCUCUCCCUGAUUCCCCCACAUCUUGUCUUGUUUGGUUUCUCUCCCUCCCCCUCUUCCAAUCUCUGUAAAUUUAGCUGGUGUGGUUUGGAUCGAGUUGUGUCCUCUACAUAGACAACCGACCGACCACUACUACCUAGUGGAAAUUAAUAUCAUCAUGGGUGUACUGCUCCAGCUUUAACUUCAAUUCAGUUGGCUACGUACUACGAGAAACAAUACUGUUAUAUUUUUCACGCAUAUGAUUAAGAUAUGUAUGGGAGUUUCCGCAGGAAGAUUGA